CCUGAUGGCGGCCGAGGGGCCGGGCCCGAGCCCGGACACGUCGCUGGUGUCCCUGUACCGCUGGCUGGACACGGUGCCGCUGUCGCGUCCGCGCAGGAACAUCGCCCGCGACUUCAGCGACGGGGUGCUGGCGGCCGAGGUGGUGAAAUUCUUCUUCCCCUCCCUGGUGGAGCUGCACAGUUUUGUGCCCACGAGCUCCACGGCGCAGAAAGUCGCCAACUGGGGCCACCUCAACAGGAAAGUGCUGAGUAAGCUGAAUUUGCGCGUCCCGGAGGAGAUGAUCCAGCAGCUGGUGCGGAGCCGGCCGGGAAUGGCCGAGCAGCUCCUGCAGCUCCUGCGGGAGAAAAUACAGGAGAGGCAGAGGCAGAGGAAGGAAGGGGCCGGGCAGCCCCCAGCGGAGCCGGCAGCGCGGGAGGAGGUCGGAUACCUGGACACAGGCCAUCCCAAGGUCCAGAGCGAUUUGGGAAGGGGCUGCAGCCAGGAGGGCGCUGCCAGUUCCCGGAAUUUUUCCCUGCCCCCCUUUCCCAGCUUUUCCCCGUCUUUCCAAUUUUUCCCUGAAACCCGGGAUUUUCCCACCGCAGAUAUAAAUUCUGGCAAGCGCUGGGAUUCCGUGGGAUGGGAACAGGGGGAUAUCCGGAAUUCCCAUUUUUCUGGGGGGGAAAAGGGGCUGAGAUCGGAACCCCAAAUCCUCUCCUGCCUCAGUUUCCCCCAGUCUGAGAGGAAAAAAAAAGCCAAAAUUCCCUUUCCUCACAUUCCCUGCGGCGGGAAUUGGUUUGAGGAUUUUGGGAAUUUGGGAUUCGGGGAUUUGGGGAUUUGGGAUUUGAGCCCCCAAAUCCCUCGGGAAUGGCAGAUCCUGCAGGCCAAGGUAGGGCGGCUGGAGCAGCUCCUGCUCCUCAAAAAUCUCCGCAUCGACGACCUGAGCCGGCAGCUGCAGCAGCUGCAGGGCCACCGCCGCUGACAGGCGACAGCGACAGCAGCGACACCGCGGUGGCACCGGGGGACAGCCCGGGGACAGCCUGGGGACAGCUCGGGGACAGCCCAGGGGCUACCAGUGGCUCCCAGUGCGUCCCAGUUCGCCCAGUGCCCGGCGCGGCUCCGGCGCUGGGAAUUAAAGUGUU
Parus major (Great Tit) is the source of this 1118-nucleotide messenger RNA. Its product is annotated as sperm flagellar protein 1-like. Bases 5 to 958 code for a protein of 317 amino acids. The record is from RefSeq and is a predicted model, not a curated record. Gene Ontology annotation, biological process: regulation of cytoskeleton organization. Gene Ontology annotation, molecular function: microtubule binding. NCBI's taxonomy places the organism in Eukaryota, Metazoa, Chordata, Aves, Passeriformes, Paridae. Gene Ontology annotation, cellular component: axoneme. The transcript has 6 exons.